AUGGGUAGCGAGUACACGGUGCCAGAAUAUAUGAUGGAAUGGGUCGUAGGGAUGUGGCCGAGUGUCGGUGGGAAGCCAUGGGAUGGUUGUACGCAUAUGUACGUACCAGUAUGUGUGAAUCAUCACUACAUUGCAGUGGAAAUCGUAUUCGCCGACUCCACGAUGUAUGUGUACGACCCCGAUCAUUCAUGCCUGACACAAGGCCAGCUCGAGCAAAAUCUAGAGUCGGUGUCUGUGAUCGUUCCCAUGAUGGCUAGACAAGCGAACAUCACUGUACAAGACAGAUUGGCCACCGUGCAGAACACGACGACGACGAGGCAGCAAAUAUCGGGUGAUUACGGCAUGUUCGUCAUCAAGUACAUAGAAUUUUUGAGUGUGGCACAUAAGGUUGAUGCAAUCAACCAGGCAUGGAUACAAAAUUGGAGAAAUAAACUACCUACCGUAUAA
Molecule: messenger RNA, 447 nt
Organism: Olea europaea var. sylvestris
Lineage: Eukaryota; Viridiplantae; Streptophyta; Magnoliopsida; Lamiales; Oleaceae
Exons: 3
Coding region: 1-447 (148 amino acids)
Biological process (GO): proteolysis
Molecular function (GO): cysteine-type peptidase activity
Source: RefSeq, a predicted model, not a curated record